This is a messenger RNA of Plasmodium berghei ANKA, 2736 nucleotides long. RefSeq names its product conserved Plasmodium protein, unknown function. The record is from RefSeq and is a predicted model, not a curated record. NCBI's taxonomy places the organism in Eukaryota, Apicomplexa, Aconoidasida, Haemosporida, Plasmodiidae. The transcript has a single exon. Bases 1 to 2736 code for a protein of 911 amino acids.
AUGUGUGACAUAGAGAAUAUUUAUAACAAUAAAAAUGAUUAUUGCAAUUUAGGGGAUAUGGAAAAUGACAAUUGUAGUGAAGAAGAUAUUGAUAACUAUAAUGGAAGUAUCAAAUAUGAAAUUAAUAUACAUGAAAAUUCUCAUUCUUAUGUAAAUGUGUUAUAUUUCAAAAAAUUAAAAUUAAAUAAAAGAAUAUUUGGAAAAUUAAAAGAUAAAAAUAUAGUUAUAUACUUAAAAUAUAAAGAUAGCAAAUGUACAAGUAAAAAUAUACAUGUAACAGAGCCUGAAAUAACCAACUUAUAUUUAUGUUUUUUAAUUACUGAACCAUUCAUAAAAGAUGAAAAAAAUAUAAUAAAAAUAUAUAUAAAAUAUUUUAAAGAUAGCAAAUAUAAAAUAUUAUCCUUUGGGUUUUUGGAGUUAAAUUUAAUAGAUUUCAGUGAGAAAUUUUAUAAAAAAAAAAGUUAUAUGUUAUGUUAUGAUAAAAAUAAUAAUAAAUAUAUUUUUGGAUAUUUUAUAUUAAUUUUGGCAAAUCAAAUUAAAUGGACUGUAUAUAAUAAUAAUGUCUCAUAUGAAAUUACGAAAAAUUCAUAUUUUAUAAAUAAUCAAAUAAAUUAUGAUGAACAACUUCUUUAUAUAUGUAAAAAAAUUGAACAAAUUUUAUUAAAAUCUGUUUCCACAAAUAAAUCGAAUAGUAUAAAAAAUAGUAAAAAUAAAGACUUAUUAAAACAUUUUAGUGUAACACACAGUUGUCCAGCAACCUUUAGAAUAACAUCAAAAGAGAGAAACACCUUAAAUGAUAAUAUUAUAUCCAAACAGACUGAAAAUCAAAAAGAUGUUAAAGAAAUAAGUUAUCAAACUAUUGGGGUAAGUAAUGUUGAUGAAAAAUGUGAAAGCCCCAAGAUCAAAGCAAAUGAUAGCAAUUUUGGUAACCAUAUAAAACAAGUUGGCCAAGACGAAAAUAUUGAUGAAAAUAUUGAUGAAAAUAUUGAUGAAAAUAUUGACGAAAAUAAUGACGAAAAUCUAGACAAAAAUAGUGAUGAAAAUAUUGACGAAAAUAAUGACGAAAAUCUAGACAAAAAUAGUGAUGAAAAUAUUGACGAAAAUAAUGACGAAAAUCUAGACAAAAAUAGUGAUGAAAAUAUUGACGAAAAUAAUGACGAAAAUCUAGACAAAAAUAUUGACAAAAAUUUCUCUUUAAAUGAGGCAACAUACUCUAAAAAGUUUAUUUUAAAUAAAAAUAUUAAAAAACAUAAAUCACUCCAAAACUUUAAUAAUCAUAAUCCUCGCCUAAAAAUGCCAUCAAAUUAUUUAAAUUCAAAAAAAACAAAUUUUGAUGACAACUCAAUUUGUAAUUAUCAUAGUGAUGGCGCAAUUAAAAAAGCAUUUUCAGAAAACGCCUUAAGUAGAAUAAUUUUAGAUGAAUAUAAAAAUAUAGAAAAGUUAAAUUUGUUAAAAAAAAAUAUAACAAUAAAACCAAAACCAAAAUUAAAUUUAAAACCUUUGGAUAAUAAAAUAAAUAAUUUUAUAAUUAAAAGUAAAAAUAAUAUAUCAACAAAUAAAACCAAAUCUUUCUUGGAAAAACAUCAUAAAAUAUAUUAUGCUCGAAAUAAUAAAAUACCUAUAAAACAAAUAGAAUCCCUUAUAAAUAUAACACAAAAAGAAGAAACAAAAGAGAAUUAUCAUAUUUAUUGUAUACACAAUAUAUUUGAUGGGGAUAGGGUUGAGGAUUUAAGCGACCAUAGCAACAAUGUAUCUACUUGUUUAGAAAAAAAAAUGAGUAAUUCUAUUACACAAUCAUUAGAUGGAUUAAAAAAUACUACUGACAUUUUGACAGAGGUUCAGAAACAAAUAGAUGAAUCACAUAAGUUACAUGAUAAGAAUGAAUUUAAUGAAAUUUGUAAUUAUAACUAUCCAGAUGUUGAUAAUAAUAAAAGAGAAGAAACAGAGUCAAUUUAUGAGGAUGAAAAUUUAUUUGACAUAUUUAUAUUAAAAAAAUUAGAAAAUAUAUUAAAUAAUAAUUUAGACAAUUUUAUAGAACAAGCCGAAUUUAUUUUACAUCAUAUGAAAAAAAAAAUUCUAAAAAAAAAUGAAUUUUUUGCAGAACAAAUAAAAAAUCAAUAUAGCACAAAUACGGUUCUAAUAAAAAAAGAUAUUUUCGAUAAAAAAAAUGAUCAAUCCAGUUUAACAAAUGAUGAAAACAAUGGAUGUUGUGUGCUAUCCAAGCAAGAUGAGUAUACAGAAAAAAAUAUAAAUUAUAAUGUAAAAAAUGAUAUCCUUAAAAUUUUAGAGAAUUGUAUUCAUACUACAUUAUUAUAUAUACAAUUUGUGUUAAAUGACAAAAAUGUUGAUACAACUCAAAAAGAUAUAUUUAUAACAUACAAAGAAAUAAUAAAUAAUAUAAAAAACGCAAUAGAUGAUUGCAAAAAACAAAAAGAAAUUCUUUCAUUAAAUUGUGCAAAUAAUAUCAACUUUGAUAGUUUAUCUAAAGAUCGAAAAAAUGCAUUAUUAACCAUUACCAAAUCAGAAAACGAAAAUGUUAUGGAAAAAAUAAACUCCUACUCAUAUUUUAAUGAUGAUUCAUGCUUGUCCAUGAGUAGUUGCUCCGAUUCCUCACAAACCGAAGAAAUAAUGAUAUUUAAACCAGUUAAUUAUAUCAAUAAAAAUAUAUCUACUUCUAUUCAAUAUUAUCAAAAAAAAUGGAAGUACAAAUUAUCUAAGGUGGGAAUGUAUGUAUAA